AUGGCGGCUUCACCAGAGUCGCUUUACAGUGUUUUGCUGGACAAGCUUUGGUGUCUACGAGAAUCUCAAUCCGAUAGAGACUGGAAUGGCAACGUAAAAUAUGUAUCUUUGUUUAUGAUGGCCGACACAAUGUACAGUAGCUGUUGCAUGGAUGAGGAUGGAGCAUCGCACAUCAAUGCUGAUUAUGUCGUGCACUACGGGCACGCAUGCUUCAGCUCGACUACAACUCUUCCAGCAUUCUUUGUUUUUGGAAAAGCUUCAACUGGUGUGUCCAAUUGUGUAAAAAAUUUAUCAGAUCAUGCUAUGAGAAAUGGCAAACCUGUCCUGGUCCCCUUUAGGCUAGAAUAUGCACAUUUGAUACAGCAUAUAAGAGAUGAAAUGGUAGAAGCAUGUAUGAGUAGCUCUAGAUUAGAAAUCCAAUUUGCUGAAACUAUGUCUUUGGACAUGAAUCCAUCAAAAUCUCAUAAGAUCUCCAAUGGGAGCUUGGAAGCAGCUAAUGUCUUCUCUGAUGAUAAAUGUAUCAGGACAGUAGUUGGUAAUAGAUAUACCAUUGGAGGCUUGGUCUGGGAAUUACAUGAGGAAAACAAAAUGGAGGACUACUUGUUUUUUUGGAUUGGUUGUGGAAAUGCUGCAUUUGCAAGUGUUGUACUGACGUUAAAUGGUUGUGAAAUAGUCAAAUAUGAUGCAAAGUCAAAUUGCAUGGUGACAGACUUAUCUCAACAAAGAAGAAAUCUUAAGCAUAGGUAUGUGAUGAUGUUUGUACAGAUGUUACCUGGUCAAGAGAAGGCAAAGGAUGUGAACAUUAUUGGUUUUCUAGUUGGAACUCUUGGUGUAGCUGGUUACCUACACAUGAUUAAUCUGCAAAAUGAUGGUUUGGUUAUUGAUUAUAUAUGA
Messenger RNA from Ziziphus jujuba (common jujube), 894 nucleotides. RefSeq lists its product as uncharacterized. Gene Ontology annotation, molecular function: 2-(3-amino-3-carboxypropyl)histidine synthase activity. Bases 1 to 894 code for a protein of 297 amino acids. Gene Ontology annotation, biological process: protein histidyl modification to diphthamide. Lineage: Eukaryota; Viridiplantae; Streptophyta; Magnoliopsida; Rosales; Rhamnaceae. The transcript has 7 exons. The record is from RefSeq and is a predicted model, not a curated record.